Penicillium lagena is the source of this 2118-nucleotide messenger RNA. RefSeq names its product rDNA-binding RNA polymerase I transcriptional factor. Bases 1 to 2118 code for a protein of 705 amino acids. Lineage: Eukaryota; Fungi; Ascomycota; Eurotiomycetes; Eurotiales; Aspergillaceae. Gene Ontology annotation, cellular component: nucleus. The record is from RefSeq and is a predicted model, not a curated record. Gene Ontology annotation, molecular function: RNA polymerase I general transcription initiation factor activity; RNA polymerase I core binding. The transcript has a single exon. Gene Ontology annotation, biological process: transcription initiation at RNA polymerase I promoter.
AUGGUUUCUCUAUCCACGGCUUCUCGAAACCCGGCAGUAACGGCCACACCCGUACACCCCGAAUCGAAAAUGAUAGCGGCUUCGUCGCCCGUGUCAAUACUCAAAAAGUCCAAACCCGCACCUACGACGGCCGGCGUUAAACGCAAAAUAAACGAAAUGGACCUGACGCUGUCUCCUCCCUCCUCCGUGUUCUCCGAUCCGGGCCUUGACGCCCCCUCGGCCAAGAAGCGGCCCCGCGUCCAGUUCAAUAACGACGUCGAGAUGCGGGAGAUCGGUAAUCAGGCAAAUAUGUUAUCCCCCGGCACAUCAGAAAAAAGCCUUGCGGUCGUCCGGGAAGAGGUGCGCCGGGCGAUCCACCGCCAUGUCUCUGCAUCGGACAGCGAGGCAUACGACCGGAUCAAGGAGGUAUUCUCGGCGGAUCCGAAAAAGGCCCAUGAUGAGGUGAUGGCAUCGUACGACUUGCCGACGCAUACCGCUCUGAAACAUCACCUCCAAGGUCUGCUCUCGCAUGUGGCCUCAUUGGAUCGGACCUGCAACGGCCUCGUGCAGGCAGUCCUCAACAGCGAAUGGCUUGGUCGGGACGAGUCUUAUGUCAAGCUGUACAUCCGGUUUCUGGGGAAUCUGGCUGCCGCUCAGGGUACCUAUCUGGGUACCAUGCUGAAGAUGCUGGCCACUAACCUCGGCAGUGUUCCUCGCGGGACGGGCAAGCUCGUUGGGUACGCGCCCGUCCCGGGUUCCGAAAUCUACAAGCGUGUCCAUAUGGCUCUGCGCCAUGUGAUGCAGCUUGUCCCCGCUGGCAGUGGCACCUUGUCCCCCAUCUUGUCUCAGCAGUUUCCCUUCGAGACGGACUCGCCCAAGUCCCACAUCUUCUACACGCAAAAUCUCAUUCAAGUCGUCUCCUACGCUCCUGAACUCCGGUCCGAUAUCCUCUCCCUGAUCACUGAGAAGUUGGUCAAAAUCGAUGUUCAAAUCCAGGUGGAUAUGGAAGACGUCGAGGAUGAAGUCGGCGAAGAUCUACUACUUGAAGUCUCGGCUGAUGAGGAGGACGUGGACGAGGAGGAGGAUGACCUUGAUGACGAUGCCUCUUACGAGUCGGCCGACGCUGAGACUGAGCGCGUGCAGGGGAUCAAGGAAAAUAUCCAGAAAGUGGAUGGCAUGAUCGACAUCCUCUUCGAGUACUUCAACACCCCAUUCACAUCCGGCACUCUUGCUGAGAAGGAGAACACCCUCGACCUCCUCCUGAGCCACUUCCAAACCAUCAUCCUUCCCACCUAUAAAUCCCGCCACCCCCAAUUCCUACUCUUCCACUUCUCUCAAUGCUCUCCCGAACUGGUUGAUCGCUUCGCCGCAACCUGCAUAGGCCUGAUCUUCAACAAGCUGCAGCCGGGCAUCAUGCGCCAAUCCGCGGCCGCAUACCUAGCCAGCUUCGUCGCCCGCGGCGCCCACAUCUCUGGGGAUGUCGUGCGGGACGUAUUCGAUCUCCUCCUCAGCCAUCUCGACAAACUCCGCUCCGACUACGAAGGCAGCUGUCGCGGGCCCGACCUCCGCCGCUACGGGCCGUUCUACUCCACCGCGCAAGCUCUUCUCUACAUCUUCUGCUUCCGGUGGCGCGACCUCACCACCGCCGCCGUGGACGGCGACAGCGCCGAACAAGUCGACGACCUAGAGCCGAGCCAAGUAACCUUCUCACCGAAUAUCAAGGAAGUGCUACACAAGGUGAUCUACUCGCGCCUCAACCCGCUGAAAGUAUGCUCGCCCAGCAUCGUCACGGAAUUCGCCCGCAUCGCCCACCACUUCCAGUUCCUCUACGUCUAUCCGCUCCUCGAGACAAACAAGCGUCUCCGCGUGACGGCCUACCGCAGCAUCUCCACCCUCGCAGACCCGCGCUUCAGCGCAGUCGAGCGCGAGAUCCGCGCUGGCGAUAAUAUGGGCUACCAGCUCGAUGCUUACUUCCCAUUCGAUCCGUACCAUCUCCCGCGCAGUCGCCGCUGGCUGGAUGGUGACUAUGUCGAGUGGCGCGGGAUCCCGGGUCUCGACGGGGCCGAUGACUCGGAUAGCGAGGCCGAUGACGAUGGUGAGGACGGUGCGGAGGAUGAUACUGAAACUGACGAGGACUGA